Molecule: messenger RNA, 249 nt
Organism: Ilex paraguariensis (yerba mate)
Lineage: Eukaryota; Viridiplantae; Streptophyta; Magnoliopsida; Aquifoliales; Aquifoliaceae
Source: the annotation of a GenBank genome assembly
AUGAAUGCAUAUGCUGAUGCUGGCACUGUAAAUCAAAACUAUGCAAGUAUUCUACUGAUGCUUUUGCGCCUUCGUCAGGCUUGUGACCACCCUUUACUUGUUAAAGGAUUCGAUUCUGAAUCUGUUGGACGAUUUUCUUCAGAAGUGGUGAAGAAGCUUCCUAGGGAUAUCGUGAUCAAUUUGUUAAGUCUAUUGGAAUCUUCCUUGGCCAUCUGUCAUGUGUGCAGAGUAAGUGUUCCUUUACCUUGA